Messenger RNA from Teleopsis dalmanni, 811 nucleotides. RefSeq lists its product as uncharacterized. The transcript has a single exon. The record is from RefSeq and is a predicted model, not a curated record. The annotation marks the transcript as partial. NCBI's taxonomy places the organism in Eukaryota, Metazoa, Arthropoda, Insecta, Diptera, Diopsidae.
AUGUUUGUGAUGAAUAUUCCCAUGGUAGCUAAGCAAUCUCACCGUAAUCCCAGGAAGACAAACUGGGAUACUUUCAGGUCAUUGCUCAAUAGAAAAAUCAACAUAGCCCCCGCUCCAAUUAACUCGAUUAGGGAAUUGGAGUGCAGGGUCAACUCUUUGACAAAUAAUAUUAUUUCUUCCUUUGAAGCAUCAUGUCCUCGCUCGUAUGCGAAGAAGUGUAGGCCACCAUGGUGGAACGAGAAGCUCUCUUUGCUCCGCAGGAAUGCGAGAAGAGCCUUCAACGAAAGCUAUCGGACCAAGGUUUGGACUCCAUAUAAAGAUGCUCUUAGGGUUUACAAAAAAGCACUUCGGGAAUCCAAGAAAUUGUCAUGGAAUUCUCAUUGCCAGCAAAUUGAAAGCAUUAAAGAAUCCGCUAGACUAGCCAAAUUGCUAGCAAAUGGCCAAUCUUGUCCCUCGCUCAUUAACAAAGUAGACGGAAAUCCAGUUAAAUCCCUAACGGAAUCCCUCUCACUAUUAGUGGAUACCCAUUUUCCUGGUUCCUCGGGUGAUCCCCCAAAGGUAUUGCCGUAUCGUUCAGCCAAUUCUGGCGAGACUAUACAGUCAGUGGUAUCAUCUAGAAGGAUCAAAUGGGCCAUCGAUUCAUUCUCUCCAUAUAAAAGUCCGGGUCCUGACGGGAUCUUACCAAUUAUGUUACAAUCUCUGGGAGAUGUAGCUGUAAAUUGGCUGUACGCGAUUUUCUGUAGCUGCUUUUCACUUAAUCAUGUCCCCAGCGGCUGGAGACAAGUUAGAGUAGUUUUUAUUCCAAAAGCAG